UUUUGUGGAUCUUCGUCUUAACAUACUCGUAACUCUCCUUUCGUCCUCUUUUAAAAAUAUUCAGCGAGCUUCUGAAGAAAGUGGUGGAUUCAUCUCGUUUGAUCAGUCCCUGAUUCACGUUGCCGUUCUUAUAGCUGCUGAUCGUUGGAACCUGUAAAGCAAAUCAAAAUGGUCGUGCUAGCUGCUUCCAUUGUGGGCAAGUCUGGAAAAGUGCUUGUUUCCAGACAGUAUGUGGAUAUGUCUCGAAUCAGAAUUGAAGGUCUCCUUGCGGCUUUUCCUAAGCUUGUUGGCAUGGGCAAGCAGCAUACCUACAUUGAGACAGAGAAUGUGCGAUAUGUAUACCAGCCUAUUGAAGUUCUCUUCCUGCUUCUUGUUACUACUAAGCAGAGCAACAUUCUUGAAGAUCUCGACACCCUCAGGAUGCUCUCCAAACUUGUGCCUGAGUAUUCAAUGUCUUUAGAUGAAGAAGGGAUUAACAGGGCUGCCUUCGAGCUUAUAUUUGCUUUUGAUGAAGUCAUAUCUCUCGGGCACAAGGAGAGUGUGACAGUCGCCCAGGUGAAGCAGUACUGUGAAAUGGAAAGUCACGAGGAGAAGUUGCAUAAACUGGUGAUGCAGAGCAAGAUCAAUGACACUAAAGACGUGAUGAAGCGUAAGGCUAAUGAGAUUGACAAAAGCAAGAUUGAUAAGACUAGAGGUGGUGAUAAGGGAGGAUUAUCGUCUAUGAGUUCGUUGGGAUCUGGAUUCAAUGACUCGAGCAUAUCUCAUGGUCGUGGCAGUAGUUUUGGAAGUGGUUCUAUGCUUGGCAUGAUUUCAGAUGUUGAACCUAUCAGUACCAAGGCCAAAGAUCGAUCACGCUCUUCUGUUACGGCUCCUCCUAAGAGUUCUGGCAUGAAACUUGGCAAGUCUGGAAAGAACCAGUUAAUGGAGUCCCUUAAAGCCGAAGGUGAAGACAUCAUUGAAGAUGUCAAGCCUUCUAGCCAAACCAGAACAGCUGUCGCACCUCCAACUGAUCCUUUCACGUUAACUGUGGAGGAGAAGCUCAACGUUGCACUGAGACGAGACGGUGGAAUCAGUAGCUUUGAUAUGCAGGGAACCCUGUCGCUUCAGAUCCUUAACCAAGAUGAUGGGUUUGUCCAAGUUCAGAUUGAAACCGGUGGAAACCCUGAAAUUCUUUUCAAGACCCAUCCUAACAUCAACAGAGAACUGUUUAAUAGCGAGAGUAUUCUAGGACUAAAGAGACCGGAUCAGCCAUUUCCCACUGGUCAAGGUGGAGAUGGUGUUGGUCUUCUGAGGUGGAGAAUGCAAAGGGCAGACGAGUCCAUGGUGCCACUAACAAUCAACUGCUGGCCUUCGGUUUCUGGAAACGAGACGUAUGUCAGCAUAGAGUAUGAAGCCUCGUCCAUGUUUGAUCUAACUAAUGUUAUCAUCUCCGUACCUCUUCCUGCUCUGAGAGAGGCACCAAUGGUUAAACAAUGUGAUGGGGACUGGAGGUACGACUCAAGGAAUUCAGUUUUGGAAUGGUCUAUACUUCUUAUCGACAACUCAAACCGCAGUGGGUCAAUGGAGUUUGUAGUGCCACCAGUUGAUUCAUCGGUGUUCUUCCCCAUCUCUGUUCAGUUUGCAGCAACCAAUACAUACAGUGGAUUGAAGGUGACGGGAAUGAUUCCUCUGAGAGGAGGUGGUGGUGGUGUGACUCCAAGGUUUGUGCAGAGGACGCAGCUGGUUGCACAGAACUACGAAGUCGUGUGAGAAGGGUCUUAAGACUUGGAGCCUCUUGUUUUUCUUUUUUUUCAAUUGCUUUUUAUACUAUCUUUUCUGGGGAUUAAAUCUUUCGUUUUCUGGGCUUUUGCUAAGUUUCUUAUACUUCUAAGACACAAAACUUAACGACUUUGAUAUACGCCAGCAUCUCGCUUUAACUU
Messenger RNA from Raphanus sativus (radish), 1919 nucleotides. RefSeq names its product coatomer subunit delta. Lineage: Eukaryota; Viridiplantae; Streptophyta; Magnoliopsida; Brassicales; Brassicaceae. The record is from RefSeq and is a predicted model, not a curated record. Bases 169 to 1749 code for a protein of 526 amino acids. The transcript has 12 exons. Gene Ontology annotation, cellular component: COPI vesicle coat; cytosol. Gene Ontology annotation, biological process: Golgi localization; endoplasmic reticulum to Golgi vesicle-mediated transport; retrograde vesicle-mediated transport, Golgi to endoplasmic reticulum.